UGGAAGCCCAGAUUGCAUAGACUGUCUCGCGUAGGCAACAUUCUGUCUCAUUUCUUGUUGUUAAGCCCUCCACUGUUUUGGCCCUCGUUCAGCUGAAUAUGCCUGAGGACGUCGGUAUCGAACACUGGGUGCCGCGUGAACAUACGGCUGUCGAGAUUAAAUUCCGGCCCCCACACAAGAUCAAGCUGGGAGACAUCGGGUGCAAAGGAAUAGUGGCUCAGAAUAUCUUCAGUCUGCCCUACCCGACUGGCUUGCUGUUUUUGAUACCAGGUGCCAACGUAUCUUACUACUCUGCAUUUGCUGUUGAAGUCGGACGGCAGCCUCGUUUUCUUCCGGCCAAGCUAAAAAUAUCCGUCCCCAGAUCGGGCGCACAGCGACAGGUGGACGCGAUCAAUCGCCUAUGCACACCCCUUCCUCACCUGGAGGCACUGUCCAAUGGCUCUCUCAAUAGGAAUGCGGGGCCCCAGAGACCUGAUCAAUCCAUUCUCAGGACUAAAUCUGCCUUCCGCGACUGUGCAGGCCGCUAUAAGCGAAGUCCUGCAGUCGGGUAUCGAGUGGUCAGAAAGCCAGAUUGCCUGCAUCAAUUCCAUCAGGUCGCUUCCGAACGGUAUCCUUCUCAUACAAGGGUACCCCGGAACAGGAAAGACAUUCACCCUCGUCGCAAUAGCUUCGAUAUUAAUCUCACUGAAUUUCCACGUUGUCUUUAGCGCGCCAAGCCAUUAUGCUGCUGAUGCAAUCUGUGAGUCGAUGGAUAAGUGGUUGGAGCUCACGGGAUCGAAUCUCUAUCCGCUAAGGGUAUAUCGUCCUGUGUCAGAGGCUAGAGCUUUCC
Molecule: messenger RNA, 829 nt
Organism: Aspergillus caelatus
Lineage: Eukaryota; Fungi; Ascomycota; Eurotiomycetes; Eurotiales; Aspergillaceae
Exons: 1
Coding region: 99-707 (202 amino acids)
Source: RefSeq, a predicted model, not a curated record